Messenger RNA from Triplophysa rosa, 1238 nucleotides. It is a transcript of the gene lg25h1orf53, whose product is annotated as linkage group 25 C1orf53 homolog. Bases 370 to 771 code for a protein of 133 amino acids. The record is from RefSeq and is a predicted model, not a curated record. NCBI's taxonomy places the organism in Eukaryota, Metazoa, Chordata, Actinopteri, Cypriniformes, Nemacheilidae. The transcript has 3 exons.
AAACUUAAGUGUAAUUUCUGUAUGGUUGUUGUAAUUAUUUUUUUCAAAUCCACAUUUUAAGCGGUUGGUUUGAUAUUAAAGGUAACGCGUGGUUUCCAGUGCUGCAAUUCCACAGUCCAACACAGGCGGCGCGUGACGCAUGCAUGUUGUGCACGCCACGAAAUGUGAACACAGACAGGGCACCAAGCGAGGACAGAACGGGACCAGAUCGUAAAUAUUCAUCUUUAAACUGUAACAUCAUAUCGUCUUGUCUCUCAGUCGUUUUGUGAGUCGAUUUAUCACAAUGUUAACGUGCUGACAGAAGUUUAGCAUGUCUGCAAGAAACGGCGUGACAGGAGUCGUUUAGUUUCAUUUUCUUUAACCAAAGCCAUGCUGUUGAUUUGUUCAAGUAGACUUUUAAAAGUAAGACGUUUCAAACUGGUUCAGAGGGCUAUAAUAAUAUCAGAUGAUGUGCACGUUGAGAAAACGCUGGGCUCACACAGUGCGCAUGAGAACGAAGUUUCACCUAACGUUAGUUGGGUAAACACAACGCCACCGUCUGACACGCUUUCAGAUGCCGAUAGAUUAAUUCACAAACUGCAUCUGGACGCAUGCAAGAAUCAGGAAGAAACAUACCUGGACCCCAUCACUGGCUACAAGGUGUUCACUGAAUUUGCUCAUACGACAAGAGGAAAAUGUUGUGGGAGUGCUUGCAGACAUUGCCCGUACAGACAAAUUAACGUGAAGGAUCCGUCUAAGAAGAAAACCUUCAACUCGUUGUUUUAUGUAUAGCAGUAAAUGUAAGGAUCCACCGCAGCUCGUUCUUCUCUGCUUCCAUACAGAAUUUAAACUUCAUUUAGAGCGCGCUCUCCAUUCACUUCGUAUGAAAUGAUGAAAUACGCUACACCAGAUGUGCAACCCACACUCCAGGAAAUGGUUUGAAUCACAUCUAUCUACUGUGAUUUGACAAUCAGGAGCUUGUAUGCUCCUCUGUCAGAUGAAUUCCACAAGUGGGAAUUUUCAUAUCCUUACAGGCGAUCUUAAUUUUGACAGCUGUCAAUUCUGACUGUGUGCUAAAUGAUAGACCAAGGAAGCACCAUUGAGAAUAAUGUCCUCUUACAUAUGUUUUUUAUUAUAAUUACAAAUAAAGGCUUCUUUUGAUUAUAUAUUAUAUUACGUUUGUACGUAUACUGUAAGAAACUGAAAUUGCAUAGAGUAUAUGUAAAGAAUUGUCAGUAUUUAAUUAAAAUGGCUUUUUA